AUGACGCGCCCGCCGCGGCUGCUCCUCGAUGACGUCACUGCCCUCCCGCCCUCUCUUCCGCGCGAGGCCCGCCUGAGCGUCACGCGCCGCGCGUGCGUGGGCGGACGAGGCGCGGGUUCGGGCGCCGGCCCGUUGCUAAGGAAAGAGCCCCCCUGCUGCCGACCAAUCGCCAGCCCCGCUCUCCGCUGCGGUCGAGGCUCACGGGCCGCCGCGGCUGCCACUCGGGCAGGUCGCCCCGCUAUUGCCCCUUCGCUCCGGCCUAUCAGCGGCCGACGUGGAGGAGCUCCGCCCCACGCCGCCGCCCCCUUCUCAGCUGGUGCUGCCGGCGAGGGGGGGGCUGUCUGCGCGAACCAAUCCGCGGAGACCGCCGGGGUAAGGGGCGUGGCCAAGGCCCUGGCGAGGAGAGGAAGCGUCCGGUGAGCCGGGGCGGGGGGCGCGGGCGAGCCGGACCCUGGAGCCCCGGGGGCUGGGAGGGUCGCAGGCCGAGACCCCCGGGCGGGAAGGCGGGGCUGCGGCCCACUGGGGGUUCAGAGCCGCAGUCUCGCGGGGUUCGCCAGUGGGGAACGCUGCGCAACAUUGGCCAAGGUGGCGCCCUCGGUCAGUGUUUCCCAAGCGUAGGCUGCCAGCUGCUUUUGGACUCCAGUUCCCAUCAUCUCUCACUGCUGGUAUUGCUAGCUGGGGAUGGUGGGAGUUGUAGUCCAGAAAUAGCUGGAGCCCCAGGUUUGGGAAACGCUCUUCUAGAUGAUGUUCCACUCCAACUCCCCUCUGCCCCAGCUGGUGGCCAUGCAGAGGGCACCACCUUUGGCAAAGGCUGCUUGAGCCAGUAUGUGCAGCAGCUAGAGCGUUGGUCAGGGUAGGACCUGGGAGACCAAAUCCUGACACAGCCCUGAAGCCCCUUUGGGCCAGUCACUGUCUCGGCUUAAUCUCCCUGGUAAGGUUGCUAUGGGGAUUCAAUGAGGUCAUGUGGGUGAAAUCUGUGGGGUUGCAAUGUGCAUACUUAUGGAGAACGGAGUUGAAAAGGUACAUAAGAUAUAGGGCUCUGCGUUCCGGAGGUGUGGAGGGUUGUAUGAAAGGGAGUGUUUGCGUAAGUGGGAGGGGGGCUCAGGCUCGUGUGCUGGUAUGUUAGGCAUGAAGGUGUCCCAGUGGGGAUGCUUAGGAGCUCCAUUAGGGUCUUCAGCUUAGCAUCCUAGAAGACAGUAGGGCCGUAAUAGCGAUGUUGAGUUGAAAACAUUCCACAUUUUCCAGCUCUUUAUUUUUCUAUGAAAAUGCUUCCAUUUUAAAAGUUUGUUACUAAGAAUGAAUGGAUACCAAGUGCAAUAAUUCAAUAUUAGGCUACUUUGGAGUUUUAAUUUUUUAAUUAUUUGCUAAAUGCAAGUAAAAUGAAUGUGCUAAAUUAGAUUACUCCAAUGCAUCACAAUAUCUUCUGAUGGAAACAGAAAACUAUUCAGUGCAAAUUUCCCUAAGUUGUAUGGGGGAGGGGGAAUUCAUUUAUUUUAUUAACCCACAUCACUAAGUAAUAGUCGAGUUAGCAGAAAUCCUCCCUGUGCUCUGGGGCAAUUGUAAUCAUAGAAUCAUAGAAUCAUAGAAUCAUAGAAUCAUAGAGUUGGAAGAGACCACAAGGGCCAUCGAGUCCAACCCCCUGCCAAGCAGGAAACACCAUCAAAUAGGAAUAAUAGUAAUAGGAAUCCUUGGAAAUAGCACGGGCUCUAAUGUGGGGGUAGAGCUCUUGGUUCUUAAAAACAACAACCCUGUGGAUGUCUAGCUGUGAGCUAUGCAGUUGUAAUGAGGAUUUUAGGAAUGACAAGCCACAUCCAUGGACGGGCUUUUUAUUCUGGAGAGCUGAGAGACUGCAGCUGGGGUUGCUUGCAGAUUUACAACCUGUGUUGCGUAGGGGGUUGACUUACAGCAUGGGUAGGGAAACUAAGGCCCAGGGGCCGGAUACGGCCCAAUUGCCUUCUCAAUCCGACCCAUGGACGGUCCAGGAAUCAGCGUGGGGCCUGCCUGGUGUUUUUACACGAGUAGAAUGUGUGCUUUUAUUUAAAAUGCAAGGGGUGAGAAUACCUUGACAUCUUCCCCAACUUUGAGGUGGGAAGGGGGGGGGGUGUUGUCUUUGUUGCCCUGAACCUCAGAGCCAUUUGGAAAAUGAUGAGAAGUCUACUUUCUGAGUGCCUCUUAGGUGCAAUGUGGCCCCUCCACUCCUCCCAAGCAGAGAAGGUCAGAUGCUGUCCCUAAUGCUAUCCUUGCUUUUUCUAGGGGAAGACUGGCAAGUGCAGUUUUGGAUCCCUGAAUAGAAAAACAGGAAUGUGGAUGCUGGAGACCCUGGUGAUUACUAAGGGAAAGCCUGGGAGAAAUUCACAGCAGAGCUUAGGGGUCACAUAGUAUAUUAUUAUAUGGUACCACAUUAAUUUGUUAUACUAGCAUUUUAUUAUAAGCAGCAAAGAAAGGAAACAUUCUUGUAAAUUUAAAUAAAGUCUGCAAUCCCAGCUGUCAAACAACUGCACAAAUAAAAGAAGUUUUAUUCUGCUCUUGAAACGCAUUGAGGUUUGGGUUCUGGCAAACCCUAAGCGAGAAUCUGAUCCAUAAAUGCAGCAUUGUCAGAAAUGCCCCUGUGCAUUCCCUUGAUGUUUGACAUUGGUGCAUGGAUGUCAUUGUAGAGAGAGUGCCUGUUGGUCAGGCUCAAGCCUUCACAAGGUAUGUGACCCUGUGGAGAAAGCCUAACUGGAACUGAUCAGUACAUGCAGAAAACAUACCACCAUUUCUGCAAAUACUGUCGCUGUUACUUUCCAUCCAUGCAAUUGCAUCGUAAUCACAUCACGUUUCCUGCCAUGGUCCCACACCUGAAAUUCUCACUCCAACUCUCUCUUGGUUGUGACUGCAAGUGUGAACCAUCUCUCAGUUUGCUGUAGUCUUCAAAGCUUAACACAGGAUGAGCUAAUUGGAUGAAGGCUAGGAAUGAAAGGAAGGUAUUUUACUUGUAAUGGGGCACCUGGAAGUGAAGGGACCAGACUGGCUCAAGCUUAAUAGAUGAUUGAUAAAGUGAGCACUCUGAAAUUUGAGGAGGUGGGGGCUGAAGUAGAGGGACAUGAGAGGGUAUGUGAAUGGAGACUGGCCAAGGGUUGCGGGGGAUGGUGGGGUGUGUGUUGUUUUUUGUUUUGUCAUUGACACAGUAAUGGGGCAUAAGUGGUGGGUGUAUACUGGACCAGCCACACAUCAUUCCCCCUCCUUGGUUAUUCUGGGAUGCCUCCUCAGCAUUAUUGCAUUAUUGCCGCCUGGAGGGGCCCCUCAUUGCAGCAUAAAGAGAUACAGGGUUUCAGCAGGAAGUUAAACAUGGAAACAAAGCUGUAUGUCUGUCCUUAAACUUCUGAAGGCACAAACAGUAUUAAAACUGAGAUUGCAUAUAACCACCCCAACACCCUCAUGAGCUGCUGCUGCUGUUUCUUUGGCGAUCACUCGUAGCCGAGUGAGAUUGUCUUCCAUAAACACUGUUUUAACAGUGAACCAUCUUGAGCAGCUGGAUGGGAGCUGCUGUGGCUGCUGGGCAAUAAGGACUAGGUGGGGUGAAAUGACUUUGGUCCUGAGAUUUAUUUGUUCUGAUUACUCCUUUUAUAUCCCAUCUUUUUAUCCUUACAGCAACCCUGUGAGGUAGGUUAGGCAGAGAGACAGUGAGCUUCAUGCUUGAGCUGGGAUCUGAAUCCUGGUCUCCCAGGUGCUAGUACAACACUUGUGAGCUGGUCUUCCUCAAUAACACUAAUGAAGUAAUAUGUAUUUUGUCACUGUUGAUUUUUUAAAGAUCUGA
Podarcis lilfordi (Lilford's wall lizard) is the source of this 3796-nucleotide messenger RNA. Lineage: Eukaryota; Metazoa; Chordata; Lepidosauria; Squamata; Lacertidae. The record is from the annotation of a GenBank genome assembly.